Danio aesculapii is the source of this 4223-nucleotide messenger RNA. RefSeq names its product F-box and leucine-rich repeat protein 3, like (gene fbxl3l). Gene Ontology annotation, biological process: G2/M transition of mitotic cell cycle; SCF-dependent proteasomal ubiquitin-dependent protein catabolic process; regulation of cell cycle. The record is from RefSeq and is a predicted model, not a curated record. Bases 122 to 1468 code for a protein of 448 amino acids. Gene Ontology annotation, molecular function: protein binding. The transcript is spliced from 5 exons. Gene Ontology annotation, cellular component: SCF ubiquitin ligase complex; cytosol; nucleus. NCBI's taxonomy places the organism in Eukaryota, Metazoa, Chordata, Actinopteri, Cypriniformes, Danionidae.
GGAAGGGACUCUCUUUAUAAUGGGACGCUGCUGAGCAACAGAGAGACACUCAGUGUCACUGAUCGUGUUUUGGUAUAGGUAAAACUUCACCCAAAUCAGAUUCGGCGUGUCCGGGGAUGGUAUGCCUUUCUAUGUCGACGCAGAAGGUUGGAACAAGAUGAAAAGAGAAAGAUCAAAGUGUCAGAGCUUCCCCCCAUUAGAGGGCAGAAACAAGAGACACAGAAGCACCGCACCAGUGUAUGCCCAGACAGGCUCCACCAAUUUACAGAACGCCACAGAGGAGACAUGGGGCAAUCUGCCACACCACGUGGUCCUGCACAUAUUCCAGUAUCUGUCUCUGGUGGACCGGGCUCGAGCGUCUUCUGUGUGCCGCCGCUGGAAUGAAGUCUUUCACAUCCCAGAUCUGUGGAGGAGGUUUGAGUUCGAGUUGAACCAGCCGGCUACAUCUUACCUGAAGUCCACACAUCCGGAUCUGAUCCAGCAGAUCAUCAAGAGACACGCUCAGCAUCUGCAAUACGUCAGCUUCAAGGUUGACAGCUGCACAGAAUCUGCAGAAGCAGCCUGCAACAUUCUCUCUCAGCUGGUGAACUGCACCAUUAAGACACUGGGUCUGAUUUCCACAGCGCGGCCGAGCUUCAUGGACGUAUCUCAGUCACACUUUGUCUCGGCCCUGACGGUGGUGUUUGUGAAUUCCAAGUCUCUAUCCUCUAUAAAAAUCGAUGACACACCGGUUGAUGACCCGUCCCUGAAGGUACUGGUCGCCAACAACAGUGACACGCUCAAGCUGCUGAAGAUGAGUAGCUGUCCGCAUGUUUCUCCUGCAGGCAUCCUAUGUGUGGCUGAUCAGUGUCACGGCCUUCGGGAACUGGCUCUUAACUACCACCUGCUGAGCGACGAGCUCCUGCUGGCGCUCUCCUCUGAAAAGCACGUCCACCUGGAGCACCUGCGCAUUGAUGUGGUGAGCGAGAACCCGGGCCAGACUCAGUUCCACACCAUCAAGAAGAGCAGCUGGGAUGCCCUCAUCCACCACUCGCCCCAGGUCAACAUCGUCAUGUACUUCUUCCUGUACGAGGAGGAGUUCGGGCCCUUCUUCCGCGAGGAAACACCCGUCACACAUCUGUAUUUUGGUCGAGCGGUCAGCAAAGACAUGCUGGGUCGUAUCGGACUCAACUGUCCACGACUGGUGGAGCUGGUGGUGUGUGCAAAUGGGCUGGAGCCACUUGACGAGGAGCUGAUUCGUAUCGCAGAGCGCUGCAAGAGCCUGACGGCCAUCGGCCUAGGUGAAUGCGAGGUGACCUGCAGCGGCUUCAUGGAGUUCGUAAAGAUGUGCGGAGGGCGAUUGAGCCAGCUGUCCAUCAUGGAGGAGGUGCUCAUCCCAGACAACACCUACAACAUUGAGCAGAUCCACAGCGAGGUCUCCAAACAUUUGGGCCGCAUUUGGUUUCCGGAUAUGAUGCCCACAUGGUAGAUAAAUCCAAACAUUUCGACAAAUCCACUCCAGUCUACCUAUGUAAACAAGCCGUUUGCAUUUGGCAGGCAUGGCAGCCAUUAGGCAGAACUGGGUAAUUAAAAUUUAGCAUGGGAAACGGAACAUCUGACUCUACAUCUGGAUCAUUAGUGUGGAAGUGCUGCUGUAGUAGAAACAUCAUUUGUGAUUGGAUCUCGACGAUGGGAUUUGAAUGCAAAGUGUUUACAGAUCCACACAAGUGCACGCACAUGAAAGCCGUACUUUCUGUGGUAUUCAAUGGGCACAGAAUGACUCUGUGGGACUUGUUAAAAUAACCUGUAUUUUGUGACAUAACCGGAAUACUUUCAGCUACUAAUUGUUGAAAAAAGAUGACUCACUUUUCUCCGUUUAUAACAAUAACAAUCUGCGAAUCCAAUGGUAAUUUGGUGACACUUUACAGUAAGGUUUGAUUUGUUGACAUUCAUUAACUACAUUAGUCAACCUGAUUGAUCUACAGCAUUUACUAUUCUAAGAUAACAAUAAGCUCAACAUUUGGUAGGUCAAGUGUUAGUUCAGACAAAAAUGUAAACGUGCUUAUUAUUUACUCACCCAAAUGUGGUUCCAAUCUCCUGAGACCUUCGUUCAUCAUCAGAAUACAAGUGAAGAUAUUUUAGAUGAAAUCAGAGAGCUUACCCAGCAAACAAUUCUGUAUUUAAUAGACGUCUAAUAGACAUCUAAACGUAGACAGCUUGGCUAAAACAAGACUAAACUGGGGCUGUCAGUGAAAAUCUAAUAGGCAUCUAGAAAUAUCCCAAAACUAGAAUAGUCGUCAAAUAGAAAGAGAUUAGACAGACUUUAUAUGUGUAGUCAUUCAUCUUUAGUCUAGUUUUGGCACAUUCUUAUUUGUCUAUUAGAUUUUCACUGACAGCCCAAAUUUAGCUUUGUUUUAGCCAAGAUGACUAUGUUUAGACGUCUAUUAGACAUGUUUUAAAAACAAAAAAUGUUGCUGGGUACUCACUUUCCAACUUCAAGCUUCCCAACUCGCAUUGAGUCCAGAUAAAUACCAAAGAAAAAACAUUCUCAAAACAGUGAUCAUGAACAUGCGCAAUAUACUGACACUGAGGAGAUUUUAGUUUUAUGUGCACAAAAAGGAUUCUCGUAGCUUGAAAAUAUUCAGAUUGAACCAUUGAAGGCUUAUGUUCUGUUUUGAGGAUGUUUUUGGUACUUUUCUGAACUAGUUACAGAUGAAUUAUUAUCAGUUCUCUGGAUCUAAUAAGUGUGUUAAUAGUGUUUAUUUUAGAAACUACUGAAAAUGUGUCUUCAAAUAUGAAGAAAUUUAAUGUCUCUAACAAUAACAGAAGGGGUUUAAUAAGUGAAAAGAGAAGUGAGCCUUGUCAAGUAAGGUUUUUACCCAAACUCGAAAUUAGUCCUCUCCUUUUAAACUAUACAAAUAGUAUAGUAUGCUAAAAACAGCAUGUUAGCCAAGUAGUAUGUCCGAAUUCCUAGAAUUUGAAAAACUGUUUGUGAGACGUACCCGGAUGACGUACUACUUCCGGUGAGAUUCUGAAGUGUGCAUCUGAUGGACACUACGCUGUCCCAUAAUACACCACGAGAGAAUUCAUGAAUGGGAGUGAAGCGACGCAACUGGCACGGGUAGGUCAUGUGAUGAUGACAAAAUGGCGGAUGUAGUAUGUCUGAGUUCCAUUCAUGCUACUUAUAUUAAUACUGUAUAGAACAUACUUUUCUAAUGGUCAAAUAGUAAAUUUAAAUUCAAAUGCAGUACCUACUGAGUAGUAGGCAAUUUUGGACGCAACUAUUGUGAGCAUACACCCAGAUCAGUGGGUAGCAAUAGCUUCCCGAGCCCGGGGAGCAAUUAGGGGUUAGGUGCCUUGCUCAAGGGCACAUCAGCUGGGUAUCCAAGAUGUAGAGAGUGUGAUUCAUUCACUCCCUCCAUCUUCUGUUCCUUUUGAGACUGGGAAUUGAACCAGCAACCUUUGGGUUACAAGUCCAACUCACUAACCAUUAAACCCUUUAAUAACUGCCUCUAAUACCUUUAAAAAACAAUAACUUGUCUUAUUUUUCCCAGGACUGUAGUUCUAAAAAUGUUCUUAAAAUAAAAUAAAAGCACAGUGCACACCAUGACUAUUACAGUAUAACGGCAAAGAGCAACAAUUUAGUUGGAAAGACUUGCACUUUAUUUUGCUCUAGUCAAUGAACAAUAAAGACACUGACAGCAGAAUUAAAUCUGCUUUAAAGAGCUUGAGCAUUUAAAGUAGCAGACAACAAAACUGCAGCAUGUGAUCAUAAUAAACAGAAAAGCAUUGUCCACUCAUGUGGCUGGUAGUGUGCUAAUGUAGUACAGUAUAUGCUAACGCUAAUUUAGUAUAGUUAUUUAUAUAGUUAUCUUGCAGGCUUAAAUACACUUUUUAUUUUAGAAAUAUUUGUACAAUAUUUCUCAUUGUUCAUGUAAAUCAGUGGUUCCCAAAGUGGGGGUCGCGAGACAAUGUUGGGGGGUCAUUUGGUGAUUUCCAAAAAGAUCAUAUAUGUUAUUAAACUAUUAGAAUUAUUUUAUCCAUAAGCUACAAGAUAAAAAUAGUAUUUAAUAGUUACAUAAAAUAACAACAUGCAAAUAAAAAGCCAUCAGCCUUUCAUUUCUUUUUGCAUUGGAUUGCGACCCCUGGGGUUACUAUGCUAGAUUAAUGACAAAGCAACAGUGUUAAUUGCAGCAGAUUGAUUUUACCUCACAAUGUUAAACUUUGACACCUUUACGGCGCUC